CACUCGGCAAUGGGUGGGUGGGGCUGAUCACGUGCCCUGGAAGUGACGUCUAACACCGGGACAGGCGGAGGACUUGAAUCGCUCGAUCUUGAAUGAAGACCUGAUUGAUCACCUUAAAGAAAAUGGCGUCACCCCAGGAGCGAAAGUCCCCAGGGGUUCAAGGCAAGUCCCCUGCCAUCACUACCACGAAAAAGCCUGGGAAGAAAAGCACCUCCCCUCAAUGUCCUCCAACGCUGCAGGAAGUGAAGAAGAGAGGCCAACGUAUGCGAAAGACACCGGAAAGGGACUUUUGUGACCAACUAGAUGGGCUGCACCUGGACAGAGAUUCACCUGCAGUAGGGACUGGCCUUGUAUACGAUGACCGAAUGACUCUGCCAUACUGUCUUUGGGAUGACAAAUUCCCAGAGUGUCCGGCACGAAUCUUGGCAAUUAAAGAGAAGCUGGAGCAGUAUGGUCUGGUGGAUCGCUGUGUUAAAGUACCUGCUAGAGAAGCAUCGGAUGCAGAUCUCCUGCUUGUUCACAGUUCAGACUUUGUAGAGUUAAUGAAGUCCACUCAGGAAAUGACCGAGGAAAAACUCAAAGAGCUUUCAGAUCGCUAUGACUCUGUUUUCCUGCACCCUGCUUCAUUCGCUACCUCCUGUCUGGCUGUCGGCUCUGUCUUGCAUUUAGUCGAUAAAGUUGUGAAGGGGAAAAUGCGCAAUGGGUUAGCAGUGGUCAGGCCUCCAGGACACCACGCCCACACUGGCAAAAUGAACGGAUACUGCAUGUUUAAUCACCUGGCCAUUGCGGCCAAAUAUGCUCAGCACAAUCUCGGGGUAAAGCGGGUGCUGAUUGUAGACUGGGACGUCCAUCAUGGUCAAGGAACACAGUUCAUAUUUGAACACGAUCCCAGUGUGUUGUAUUUUUCCAUUCACCGAUAUGAGAACAGAGAAUUUUGGCCCCAUCUUUCUGAGUCUUCCAGCAGCGCGGUGGGGAAGGAGCGAGGGGAACGCUAUAAUAUUAAUGUGCCCUGGAAUAAGAUUGCAAUGAAGGAUGCAGAUUAUAUCACAGCAUUUCUCCAUCUCCUCCUCCCUGUUGCCUAUGAGUUUCAGCCACACCUUGUACUGGUUGCAGCUGGAUAUGACUCUGUGGUGGGAGAUCCAAAGGGAGAGAUGGCUGCCACCCCAGCAUGCUUUGCUCAUCUAACACACCUGCUCAUGUCUUUGGCUGAAGGAAGACUCAUUUUGUCUCUUGAGGGAGGGUAUAAUUUGCGUUCAAUUUCAGAAGGGGUCUGUGCUUCCCUGAAGAUUCUCCUCGGAGACCCUUGUCCAAGUUUGCCUCAGGCCUUUGCCCCCUGUGAGAGUGCCCUGGCAUCGAUCUCUGAUACCUUCUGUGUUCUCAGGAAGUAUUGGCGGAGCCUGCAGGAACAAGAUUUCACCUUAACUCAGACAGUUAAAGCACAAGAAAUCAGUCAGACUGCAUUAGAAGAUACGUCAGGAGAUACUCUGACAAUAGUAUUGGAUGCAUCCAUGAAAGAGGUGAUGAGGGAGUUGCCACAGCAGCGCACCGGCCUGGUGUAUGAUGAGCGCAUGAUGGAACAUUACAACAUGUGGGACAGUGGCCACCCUGAGACUCCACAAAGAAUUGCCCGAAUAUACCUGCGUCAUAAGGAGAUGGGGCUGUUAGAUCGUUGCAUUCGUCUCUGCCAACGCGUAGCAACAAAAGAGCAGCUACAAAUGUGCCACAGUCUUCCCUACAUUGAAAAGAUAGAAAAGUGUUCCCGAAUGAAACCCAGGGACCUGCAUAGAAUGGGGGAUGAGUAUAACUCCAUUUUCAUCAACAACAAGUCUUACAGCAGUGCCUGUCUGGCUGCCGGCUCGACAUUCAGUGUGGUGGAAGCUGUUCUUACAGGGAAGGUUCAAAAUGGAGUCUGUAUCGUUCGCCCACCAGGUCACCAUGCAGAGCCAGGCGCAGCCUGUGGUUUCUGCUUCUUCAACAAUGUUGCCCUUGCUGCACGGUAUGCCCAGAGCCUGAAGAACCCAUCAGAACCACGAUUAAGGGUAAUGAUUCUGGACUGGGACAUUCACCAUGGCAACGGAACACAACACAUUUUCCAGGAAGAUGAUAGUGUACUGUAUGUGUCCAUCCAUCGAUAUGACGAUGGCCAGUUCUUCCCAUCUUCUGAGGAUGCUGCACAUGACCGGGUUGGUGUCGGCCGUGGAGAGGGGUUCAAUGUGAAUAUCGCCUGGAAUGGUGGCAAGAUGGGUGAUGCAGAGUACUUACUGGCCUUUCAUAGGAUUGUCAUGCCCAUUGCUUAUGAGUUUAAUCCGCAGCUGGUUUUAAUAUCUGCCGGUUUUGAUGCUGCGCGUGGAGACCCACUUGGAGGCUGCCGUGUCUCUCCAGAAGGCUAUGCCCACAUGACACACCUCCUGAUGGGUCUGGCAGGUGGCAAGGUGGUGAUCGUUCUGGAGGGUGGUUAUAAUCUGACCUCCAUCUCAGAAUCCAUGUCUAUGUGUACUCGCACACUUCUCGGAGAUCCCCCUCCUCACUUGACUGACUUGCAUCCUCCCCGUCCAUCAGCACUGCGUGCAAUCUCCAACGUCCUCAGUGUCCAACACAAAUACUGGCGCAGCCUUAGAUUACAAGUUGAGCCCCCUCCACCCUCUGAGGUAUCAAAGGAGGUGCGUUGGACACCGCAGAAGCAGCAGCCGAACAAAGUCGUGCCUAUGGUUGAGUCUUCAUCCUCCCCGCAACUGACGACCAUUUCCCCUGAAAAGAAUAUUGUAGAAACACAGUGUACCCAAGAAUUUGAUUUGACUGGCUCCAAAGCUGAUGAUGAUAGUCUGAACUCCAUGUCUGAAAUUGUGGAGGUGAAAUGUCUGCUCUCUGUAGCCUUCGGGAAUGAGUCCAAUGACCGUGUUUCCAGCACAGACAGUCAUUCUGUAACAUAUACUACAGAAGAAAGUAUGGAGACGCCAUUGUCAGAGAACGUUCAGAUCUUGGAUAGUGUUGGGGAACCUUCACCUCACAAAAGUACUGAAAUGGCUAAACACGAACUGAAAGAGAGCUCAAUAAAUAAGGAUGAAGUCUCCAAUUGUCUUUUACCCAACUUAGUUGACGUUGAGAAGAAAGAAGAGUUGGUGGUUGAGGUGGAGGUUCCUGGCCAAGAUUCAGUGCACAUAGGUUCUAAUGAAGGCGAGUCGCUGGGAACAGUCAUUGAAGUCCAGGGUUUAGAAAGAACGCCAGAUAUUUUGAUGUCUGAUGACCGGACAGAGAGCUCUGUGGAGGAACUCCUUAGAGACUUGAAGCUGGACGAUAGUAAAAACACAUCAACCCCCAGCAUUAGUGAUGGAGACAGUGAACCUGCUGGUGGGUCUGGAAAGAAGAUAUUUCCUCUAGUGCAGCAAGUGGCUGAUCGUUCAGAGGAAACUUCUUCUCAAGAUACUCACCUGGAAGAGAAUCGACUCUCUGAAGCUGCUGGUGGUUGCUCAGCCUCAUGUCACCAGCUAGAUGUGGAGCCUUCACUGAAAAACUCUGGAGAGAUAUUUACAGUGACGCCACUGUCCUGGUGUCCUCAUCUGGAGUCAGUGUGUGAGCUGCCCCCUUGUGGGCUGGAGGUGACACAGCCGUGUGCUGCUUGUGGUACAGACAAAGAGAACUGGGUGUGCCUGACAUGUUAUGUGGUUCUGUGUGGGAGGUAUGUCUCUCAGCACAUGAUAUCUCAUGGAGUUUCGUCUGGUCACAAUCUUGUACUCAGCUUCUCUGAUUUGUCUGUCUGGUGUUAUGGCUGUGACUCCUAUAUCCAUAAUGAGGUCUUGAAUCCAGCAAAACAGUCAGCCUACUACAGUCGUGGGCAAAAUUCAGUGCACAUAGGUUCCAAUAAAGGCGAGUCGCUGGGAACAGUCAUUGAAGUCCAGGUUUUAGAAAGAACGCCAGAUAUUUUGAUGUCUGAUGACCGGAGAGAAAGCUCUGUGGAGGAACUCCUUAGAGACUUGAAGCUGGACGAUAGUAAAAACACAUCAACCCCCAGCAUUAGUGAUGGAGACAGUGAACCUGCUGGUGGGGCUAGGAAGAAGAUAUUUCCUCUAGUGCAGCAAGUGGCUGAUCGUUCCGAGGAAACUUCUUCUCAAGAUACUCACCUGGAAGACAAUCUACUCUCCGAAGCUGCUGGUGGUUGCUCAGCCUCAUGUCACCAGCUUGACGUGAAUUCUUCACUGGAAUACUCUGGGGAGAUGUUUACAGUGAUGCCACUGUCCUGGUGUCCUCAUCUGGAGUCAGUGUGUGAGCUGCCCCCUUGUGGGCUGGAGGUGACACAGCCAUGUGCUGCUUGUGGUACAGACAUGGAGAACUGGGUGUGCCUGACAUGUUAUGUGGUUCUGUGUGGGAGGUAUGUCUCUCAGCACAUGAUAUCUCAUGGAGUUUCGUCUGGUCACAAUCUUGUACUCAGCUUCUCUGAUUUGUCUGUCUGGUGUUAUGGCUGUGAAUCCUAUAUCCAUAAUGAGAUCUUGAUUCCAGCAAAACAGUCAGCCUACUACUCCAAAUUUGGCGAGGAAAUGCCUGGAGCAUAAAUGCUCAACACCCUCAGAUUCAGCAUUUUCGUCACACGCUCACUUUAUCAUGGAUCUAUAAUGGACAGCUUGUUGAAGACACACAGACUGAGCAAUGCUGUGUGCCAAACUUUGGUUAUCUGGCUUUAAUAGAGCAGUGAAGCUAAAUUGCUUUUAAAGUCAAGCCAAUAAUAUUUAUGUGCUACAGUGUAUAUAAUGACAAAGCUUUUUUAAUUUUUGGAUGGAAUAGGAAAGGGUUAGAACCCCUGUUAAGUUUUUAUUGCUGUUUGUGUCCCACUGGGCAGAUUCACCCUCUCUGGAAAUGCAAACUUUUAAAGAUGGUACCAGAAUGGGAAUUGACAGGAAAUCUUUUAAUGUGUGUAUUCUUUCAGAUAACUGUUUCAAAGCCUAUUCACACCAGAAAAACCUCCUCCAGAUCCUUUCUGCACGUGCGAUAAGCGCAUUUUUUAUGCAUUUUUGGUUGAAUUUUUUACCUUUUUUUCUUUUUCUUUUUUUUCCUUUUUUGUUUUGUCUUUCAUUGUACUGGAAACCGGUGCGUUUUUGAUGCUUUUUACCGCAUUCCAGUACAUUUCCAUGCAGGAAAAAAGCAACAUACUUUUUUUCUGGAACUGAAAAGCACUGGAAUGCACUGCAUUGGUGUGAACUUUGCCAUUGGAAUCAAUAUAUCCUACUUGCAAUACCUUUUUGAUGUUUUAAGGGCCAGCUUUUUUGAUGCUCUAAGGGCCAGUUUGCACCACAUGCAGUGCAGUGCUUUUUUCUGCAUCAAAAAGGCAUGGAAGUAGGUUAUGUGGGUUCCAAUGUCAAAGUUCAUACCAGUGCAGUGCAUUUCAGUGCUUUUCAGUUCCAGUAAAAAGGUGUAACAUGUGGCUUUUUUCCUGUGGAGAAAUGUACUGGAAUGUGGUAAAACGCAUAAAAAAGGCAAAAAACUGCACAUGUAGAAAGGCAUCCAGAACAGAUCUGAAUGACAUUUUUGUGGCGUGAAGGGGCAAUUUCUUCACUUUGGAAAGCUUCCCUCUGACUACAUAAUGUGUUUCCAGUAAGAGAAUUUUCCCUAAAGGGACACAUACAGAUAAAAAGAAUCUAGGGUUUUAACCAUUCCCUUCUCUACCCAAAACUAAAAAAAAAUGCUUUGGCCUUUGAUACUCUUUGAAGUUAUUUUUCUCUUUUUAUAAGAACUGAAAGUAAUAAUAGUUCUAAUUCAGGGGGAGACAAUAUCCUGUGGAAACAGAAUUUAUUUCUGGUAUCCAUUGAAAGAUAUUGUAGUGAGCCUCCUUUUGCCUAAAACGGCUGAUCACAUAUUAUCUCCUUUAUUGCUAAUAUAUAAACAGGCACAUUUGGCAAGUGUUUUUUUUAUUUUUAUUUUUAAAAGCCAUGCAACCUCUUACAUAUUUAUAAAUUGUGUUAAUAGCUUCUGUAUGUAAAACGUGGCACAUAACAAUGGAUUUCUUGCCCUUUUUUGGAUUUCUUUGCCUUUUUGUCACUAUUUAAAAAAAAAUAUAUAUUUAUUCACAGAGUUCUCUGAAUGGAAAACUACAAGUACCAACAGCCUUUGCAACUGUCGGCUUGUAGUUCUCAAUGAACUACCAGGGGGCUGUUGACUGCUCUAGGUAGUUCAUGGUCUCUUCUUGUCAGUGUGUAUCUGCCUACUCCUACGAGGUACGAGCAGGCAGAUACACUGACAAAUCUGCAGGAGACUUGCAUGGCAUCCAUAAUCUGCUGAUCGUGGGUACAAUGCUUUUCAGGCUCCUAGUAAAAAAAAAAAUGCACUUUUUUUUUUACCUGCAAAAAUAUGUUUAUUUUUAAAGGUGAACUUAUCCUUUAAGCUGCUUGAUGAAUAUCUUUUUAUGAAGGGAUAGGUAAUUUUAAAAAGGCAGCUGCACCUAUGCCUGUAUUUUGAUACUACAGUAAGGUAGUAAAUAUCAAAGUAUUAACCUUAUGCUUGUGCCAUCUGUAGAAGUGUCCAUUGUACCCAAAAUGUAAAUGUUCUUAUUUUUACUGGUA
Rana temporaria (common frog) is the source of this 6548-nucleotide messenger RNA. RefSeq names its product histone deacetylase 6 (gene HDAC6). The record is from RefSeq and is a predicted model, not a curated record. Gene Ontology annotation, biological process: chromatin organization. Lineage: Eukaryota; Metazoa; Chordata; Amphibia; Anura; Ranidae. Bases 123 to 4547 code for a protein of 1474 amino acids. Gene Ontology annotation, molecular function: histone deacetylase activity; zinc ion binding. Gene Ontology annotation, cellular component: histone deacetylase complex. The transcript has 33 exons.